AUGGAAAGCGUCAAAGCUGCUAUUUCCGAACUCGAGAAUGGCCUCCCAAGUCCUAGGGAGCGCGGCGUCGCGGGUCUCGACGCGUCCACCGCCCAACUGUCAACGAUUGAAACGAUUCUUAAACUUUCAACGAUCUCGCCGUUAACGUUCAAACGUCUUGCUGAGGCUUUGAGGACUGGGCUACAGCCUCUCUAUACGGAGCAACUUCAGUUGACGCUGCGUCUGUCUCUGAGUAUCUUCCAGACAAUUCAGGACGAGAAGAUCAACCAGCUCGUCGGGAAUGGACAUGCAGGUAUUAAGGAAGGCUGGGAAAUGUCUCAAGCCGCUAUCAUUGCUGGAAUCUUGGAUUACUUGGAGGAGGAUUCUACGGUUAAAGCAAAGACUGCCGUUGCAACGGCUUUUCAAUCGUUGCUCUGUCGCCUGUACUUCUCGUCUACCAGGAACGACCGCAUAGAAGGCAACAGUGACCUUCUAACUAGCGUUUACAUGCUUCUGUCCGACAUUGCUUCUGGGAACGCGGAGGUCGCAUCCAAUUUACGCAGGGCGACAUUGCUGGGAGGAACCCGCCUUGGUUUCACUAUCUGGAAUACACGAGAAUUUCUCCCUCUCGAAGCGUUACUGGAGCUAUUCGCGAACCUCCUUCCUUCGGCCAAGGGCACUGGGAAAGAGAAGCGCCUUCCGUUCAUUCAACAAGUCUUCAACCCAUCCAUCUUUGCUUGCUCUUCGAAGAUCGUCGAUGUCCUCCAGUCGGGAAAAACCUGGGAUGACAUUGGAACUGAACUUAUGGAUUCCCUUGCUUCGGCCAACCUCGCCUUCCCCCAGCCAUUCCAGACUGCUUUCCUGACCAUUGGCAAGGGCGAAGAGAAGGCAACCGAGCGCAUAUACGUCGAUUCGAAGGUGUUUCUGAUGAACGUUCAAGAGGGAGAAAGUCUUGACGUGUUAACUAUCGACUACAACACUGUCAUAGACAUUGAGAUGACCCCAUCGUUGGGGAAAGGCAUCACUGUCAACGUCUCGUUGACUCGACCCCCUCUCAUUGGAAAGAACAUGAUGGAAGCAAGCCAAAGGAACCAUACCGCGCACUGGGUGAUCAAGAACACCGACAAGGAACGUUUCAUUUCUGCUCUGAAGGAGCGAGGGCUUUCGGUGAAGCAGACCAAGGAGGACUACUCCAGGAAGUUAUCGAUUGCUAAGCAAAUUGCCCUGGAUGGAACCAAGAACGCGUCACCCCCGCGUACCACGCAGGAAAAGGUGUCCGUCAUCAAGCAAUUAUGGGACCAAUCAACGCCAGGCGAACACCACGCCGCCUCAGAAGACUCCCUCCCCGUAGGGUCCAUUCUCCCUCCUGCAUCUGGCGAGUUGCUCCUCCGCUCCGCCGAGAAGCCUCCCCAGACGCUGUUCAUAGACAACGAGGGCAAUCUCAGUGCAGUCCCCGCCAAGGCGGUGUCUCCUGCUGCGAAAUUGAAGACGGAGAAAGGAGAGGGGGGGAAGACCGUACCAAAGUCCACACUGCCCUUGGCGACCGAGCCAAAUGUUCAACCUUUGAAGAGCGGUAAACGUUCCAAUCCCGUGAUCCUUUUGUCGGACGACGAAGUCGACGAAGGAGGCUCACCCGAAUUCACACCCAGUCCAGCUCCAAAGCGGCCAAAGAAGGCGCUUCCGAAAGUCGCCCCUACUCCUCCCAGUGAACCAAAGACUCGCCAAGCGAAGAGGAAAGCCCUGGAGAAUCUCCGUACCAAGGAAAACCUUCAGACGGGUCAGGUUGGCGCGGCUCGGGAUGGAUCCCCUUGCCUUGAAGGGAAGAAGCGAAAGCUAGACGAACCUGCAACUGCGGAAACGCCAGUGAAGAGGCUCCGCUCGUCCGAUACCCCAGAUGUUCAAAAGGAGAACUUUAUCUUUGCACCCGUCCCUCUCAGGGCCAAUGCCCGAUUCACCGUCGCGUCGAAGAAACCUCAGGACCGUCCGAAACCGACCUUGGCCACGCCCGCAACGUCAGUCCCUCGAAAAGCUGCAAUGAAGAAUAGGGCAGGAAAAGCGAAGGAAAUGAAGCAGCCGACGCGUGCGUCCAAUCGAGCUAAGGCAGCUUCCGAGAAGAAGCAGCCCGCAAUCAAGGUUAAGCUGGAGGUUCAGGAUGACUCGGCACCCCUUUUGCUCCCCGAGUCGGAGGACACCAUUCCACCGAAAGCGGAGCGAGUCCGCGGGCGACGACAGGUCGACGUUAAGCAAGAAGUGCGGGACGAAAAGGUUCGCCUGACUUCCGAACCAGGAAGCGACCAUCUCGCCUCUCGCAGUCACGCAGGUGAAAAUGCAGCCAAAACCUCGUCAAAGCUCGCCGCCCAAUUAAAAGACUUUCCGAGCCGUCAGCAGAGAAAGAAGAAGAAGGCACCAUGGGAGUCAGACUCAUUCAUCCAGAAGAUCAAGCAAGAGUCGACGCCCGAGCCAUUCGAGCUCUCUGAGCGAGACCGUGAUCUUGAGCGACCCUCGAUGGAGGUGUUGCCCAAAGAACCAGUGGAAUCGAUUCCUGCUCUCGAACAGGGCAGCAGUGAUGACUAUGAAGGAGACACGAAAACAUUUGUCGAAGAAUAUAUGGUCCCUACCAAGACCGGUAACUCCAGUCCCGACAUAAUCCUCAGCGAAAUCAACCAGCCUGAGAGGCCCGAGACCCCAAAGGACAUGAUUGUAACCAUGAUCGACCUAACACACUCCCCUACACCUGAGAAACAAGCCGUUGUCGCUAAACCCAAGCCCAAACCCAAACGUCUUUCUGAGAUCGGGAUCCAAGCAGGGACUACAUCACAACUUGAACUAAUGAAGCACGAGUCCCCGCUUCCAGCUCGUCCAGUCUGCGAGAAGCAAGAGGUCGUCCCUCCCUCUCCACCUGCGGCCAGGAAAGCAGACACUCUGAAAGUUCCCGUUCCCAAGGUCACUUUCCAAGACUUGCCUAAGCCUGCUAUGUCAGAGGAUCCUGCUGGAACCCGCUCGAAGUUAUCUGUGGAUGGUGAUCAAUCACGUAAGAGGGACGAUGUCAGUCCUUUCCGAACCCAGCGUCACGAAGAGAGGUCUGGAACGGCGGAUCGUCAUGCGAAGCAGAGGCAGGCAGCGUUGGCAGUGCUGGAAGCUGAACAGGCGAAUGAAGCUGUUAUUGAGGCGUUGAACAAGAUCCAUAAUGAAUUGAUCAAAGCAGUCAUCGGUAGAUUUGAUUCAACAUCUCAAGAAGCUCGACGCAGCAAGAUGUCGAUUUUGCGAAGCGCUGCAGAGCAUCUGGAAGUCCUGCGCAUCGACUCGUUAGUCCCAUUCACUCCCAACCUGUUCGAUGACUGGCUGGCUCACAAGUUCGUUUCAAGUGCUCGUCAUUUCAAUGCCUUUGUGGAUCUCGAGGCGGACUACGCCGCUCGACGUAAAAAGAUUUCAGAUGAGAUCGAGUCGUUCCAGAAGGCUGGUAAUCGUGCCACCAACGCUGUCAAGGCUAUCAUCAAAACCCACAACCAGAACGGAUUGUCGAAGAAAUUCCCGACGUCCCUAUUCCCUAAACCAUUCUCGGCCAAGGCUCACAGGCGUUGA
Molecule: messenger RNA, 3561 nt
Organism: Coprinopsis cinerea okayama7#130
Lineage: Eukaryota; Fungi; Basidiomycota; Agaricomycetes; Agaricales; Psathyrellaceae
Exons: 18
Coding region: 1-3561 (1186 amino acids)
Source: RefSeq, a predicted model, not a curated record